AUGCAAGACAAUGUUGAUGGUGAUGAUCAACGUGAGCGAAUAUUCAAUAUGUACAUCAAGUUGUUGAAGCUCAACAUGGUCCUGUAUCAACAGGUGUCGACAGUGUUUGGUUUGGAGCGUGUCGAGACUGAGCUGGUUCAAUGGUUCAUGGAACGACCACCGUUAUGUAAUGGUGACAAGAAGUCAUUCAACAAGGAUCAUUAUGUCAAUGCAAGACUGGAGCACCUAUGGGCCAUCCCCAACAAGUCCACUUCACAGCUGUUGAUCAAUCACAAACAAUAUGUCCUCGCAUUCGUUGACCGCAAUGUGAGAGGCUUAUACUAUGAAGAAAAUGAAGAGUACAAACAACUUUGCAAUGUCCUGAGCAUUAUAUUUGACGACGCCCCCAACAAGGAUGCCAACCAAAGAUGGUUGAUCCACAAGCUAGAUGAGAUGGCUGGGCUGCAGCAUAAUACUUGGUGUUGUAUCAACAACGGAUUCAAACUCCUCCAUCCCCUCAUCCAACCAAUCGAUCAAUGUCUCAAAUUCUUCCAUCGACUGCUCGCACCAAACAUCAACACUCUCAUCAUUCGUCUUGGUCCAGCAUUCAAACAGUACUACAAACAAUGUGAGCCAUACAUCUUGUCGGCGCUUGAUGGGGGAUUGAAGAAUCUCAUACUGUUACCAUGCAUCAUUAAGUGCUUUGGAGUGGAUGCAAUAGUAUCUUCAUCAGUGCUACUCCUGGAUCAUAUGAACUCAAUACCUCUUGAUGCCAACACUUUUGCAUGUCUAAUCAAAGUCAGUGGUGGCAUGAGGGCAGAAAGACCGCCACCAACACCGAACACUCCACUCCAGCCGAUCAUAUCACAGUUUGUAUUUAAAUCGUAUGAACACAUCAUUGACAAUCAACUAGGUACGAUCAUAGAUGGAUUGAUGGGCGUGGCCGAGUUGAUGAUGGCCGAUCCUCAACACAGAGAGAAGUAUGGUCGACUCCACCACCUCAUGGAUGCAGCCAUCACAGGAUUGUUGCGUGUCAAUCAAUACCGUGCACCAAACGAAGAGGACAUUAUCAACAGACACAGAUAA
Acytostelium subglobosum LB1 is the source of this 1065-nucleotide messenger RNA. RefSeq lists its product as hypothetical. The transcript has 2 exons. Bases 1 to 1065 code for a protein of 354 amino acids. The record is from RefSeq and is a predicted model, not a curated record. NCBI's taxonomy places the organism in Eukaryota, Evosea, Eumycetozoa, Acytosteliales, Acytosteliaceae.